Messenger RNA from Pollicipes pollicipes, 706 nucleotides. RefSeq lists its product as uncharacterized. The transcript is spliced from 4 exons. The record is from RefSeq and is a predicted model, not a curated record. NCBI's taxonomy places the organism in Eukaryota, Metazoa, Arthropoda, Thecostraca, Pollicipedomorpha, Pollicipedidae. The coding region runs from base 344 to 706 and encodes 120 amino acids.
UGUAUAUAUUUUGUUCAGUUAACCGCACUGGUCAAGUUGAUAGCCCUUUUGUACGGCGGAUUGCAUGAUAAGGUCUUAAUCGACAUAAAUUUUAGGUACUGUCAGUGAGCACCUAAACGUUUGUUUUCUCAUCAUAAACCAUUGGAUGACAAAUAUUCAUCCUUCAUGCUGCCAUAUCAGGUCACACGCUUUUCGUAAUGCAACAGGCGCCUGGAUUUGAGAGACGUCCAAGGUCCUGGUACAGAGAACGUCCGAGACCGCGGAGGCUGAGACGGCCUUGGAAGUCUGUGCUUGAGGGUGUCAACUGGACGCUAUUGGUGCACUUUUACGAAGCUAUGCCAUUAUGGGACAGGAAGGUGUUAAUGGAAUUGUCUUCAAGUUUUUGCCCAUCUCUUGCAUUCAGUCAGAUUCGAGAGAAAUGGAUGCGGCUGUGACGCUGGCCCAGGAGGGCGACAGCGUGACGUACGUCACGAGCGAGCCUCUGGAGGCGUUGCCGCCGCCCGUGCACGGCAUGCCCCUGCCGGCAGCUGACUCCAUGCACCGCGUCCGCUUCGUAUACCUGCCGAGCGUGCUGGAGGUGGUGGACUACCUCUCCUCGCUCCACCUGUCGGCCCGGCUGCCGGAUGCGCUGCUGGUCGACGCGCCCUGCCUGCUGGAGAUGGGGCACGAGUGCCUCCGGCUGAGGCAUGUCACGGUGACGCCCUGA